This is a messenger RNA of Neospora caninum, 1074 nucleotides long. RefSeq lists its product as hypothetical. Bases 1 to 1074 code for a protein of 357 amino acids. Lineage: Eukaryota; Apicomplexa; Conoidasida; Eucoccidiorida; Sarcocystidae. The transcript is spliced from 4 exons. The record is from RefSeq and is a predicted model, not a curated record.
AUGGAGAAACGGCUCGGGCGCGAGUUGCUGGAGCCCCGCGGAGGGAGCCUGGGCACGCUCGGUGCUGGCGACCAGGUGAAGCGACACCGGUCCCCGCGCAGGAGCGACGUUCCGGCUGAAACGGAGCGACGCCACGUCGAACAGAACCUCGAUUCUAACGAAGACGAAGUGAUGUUCGUGCGCGCUGUGGACCUCGACGUUGUCGAGAUUCCGGCUUCCAACUCGCGCAGCCCCCAGAAAAAGAAGGUCCGGCAAAAGCCCAGUGGAGGCGCGCCGCGCCACGCGCCUCUCGACUCCGCCACGCAGCUCGGCGAAACGAAACGCCCGCAGACUUCCCUUCUCGCCUCUGCCGGCCCGGGAAGGGCGAUCUCGGCUCCUGCAGAAGGCCUCGCUCUGAUCUUCUGCAGCAGCGUGAACCAGAUUGAAUUGGUUUUCGGCGAGCGCCAAGGCGACAUCCUUUUCUUCUACCGAGGACGGCCCAUCUCCACCGUCUGGGUCCAGGGGUUCGUCGUCAGUGUCGACGAGAGAGCGGGUCUCUUCUCCGUGGACGAUGGCACCAGGGUUCUCGAAGGGACGGUCGACGCCUUCCCGGCGUCCCGCCAGCUCCUCCACACGCGUGUGCGCUCAGAGGGCGAGACGCCGCCGAAGCCGAGUGAGCCGGAAGUCGUCAUCGUCGACGACGACGAACAGAACGAAGACGGUGGCGCGGCGUGCCUCGAAUCUCCCGCGCGUUUCAGAGACGGAGGCGAGAACGAGCGCAACGCGGACCUGGGAAGCGCGGCCGGGGUGGCCUGGCGAGAGGCAAGGGGAGGGCUAGUCUCUCUCGACCGGACGAGGAAGUUUUCUCUUCGAGGGACACUAGCGGAGUUGAGAAAGGCCCAGCUGGAGGGCGCCUACGUCUCUCUGCUGCUACAGCUCGUGCCUGUCACGGUGGACUCAGACGUGAUUCUCUCCUUCCACCUGCUGAGAGUCUCGGACUGCCCGAACAGCUGCGCGAACGCGGAGGCCGAAUGGCUAACGCACGUGCUUCGGUGGCGCUUGGGCGUCGGCCGGCGAGCUCCGGGGCAUGCAUAG